Lachancea meyersii CBS 8951 is the source of this 1818-nucleotide messenger RNA. The record is from the annotation of a GenBank genome assembly. NCBI's taxonomy places the organism in Eukaryota, Fungi, Ascomycota, Saccharomycetes, Saccharomycetales, Saccharomycetaceae.
AUGUCUUCGCUCGAAAACGCUGCGUGCGACGACCAAACGUUUCUUGGGUCGUCUUGGCAGGGUCUGAGACGGCCCGAACGCUCGAACUCGGUUCAAUCGUACACCAACUCGUCCACACAGGACUCGAUGUGGAACAUCGAGUUGCUGGAGCCCGAUUCGACGUACGAGCCCGCAGUCAUCGCAUCUCCGCCGUUUGCAAGCUUCAGUGCACCAGCGUCGAGACCCAACUUCGUGAAAGCCAACUCGUACUCCGAGGGCGUCCACGAUCUUGACGAAAUGUCACACUAUCUGUCCUCUAGUGUGUCGUCGGCCCAUUCGCAUUUGCAGUCUGCGACUGCUCCCUACAGUUCACGGCGUCGUGUUCAGAGCCGGCUUUUGGGCCAAUCCAAAAACCCUUACGUUCUUCAGCAAAGGAGACCCUCCUACGACCAGGACUUGCGUCUUUAUUCCCGUCCCAGCUUACCGUACGACGCUCCAGUGGCGUUUUCUGACCACACACCACAGAUCUCUCAAUUCGACGAGUACAUCGAUUCUCGUCACACUCAUGGACACAACUACGGGUACGAAAACAACCAGGGUGUUUCCGUUGCCCGCGCAAACGAACAAAAGCACCACCCUUAUCUCCUUUCCCAGCGGCCCGAACCAAACUCGUGCCAGCACCAUCAGCAUCAGCAUCAACCUCAGUCUCAACUUCAGGCCCAGCACCAUUACCAGUACCAGUACCAGUGCGAGCACGAUCAUGACAAACAUGACGAGCACGAUCAUGACAAACAUGACGAGCACGACGAGCUUGACGACCCCUGCCAGCACCAACACCAGCAUGAGCACCAGCCCCGGCAAAAUUACCAUAAGCAGUAUCAGCAUCAAAACCAUCAGCACCAAAGCCGGUCUUACCACUACCAAAGCCAUGGAGAGGUUACAUAUGCCUCAGUCCAACCCACACCGCAGCUGCUGGCCUGUAAUGAAACUAGUACAUACGCACCGUGGCAGGUAACACCUACAAGUAGCCUCUCCGAUAUACCGCGGGUCGACUACUUUGAAGAUCUGUCAGGGUCGCUGAACCUGGACUCCAGCGCAAGAUUUCAGUCCUCGGGUCUAGAUUCUAGCCCCCCGCCUGCACCAACAACAACGACCAGCUCGGCUUAUUUUCCAGACACAAUAGCCACUGCACCAGAUGUGGCCCCGGAGUUGGAGUCCGAAAGUGAGGCCGCUGUCAUGGAGGACAACGAUGGUCUUGAAGAUCGCUUUUACCAGUCGUUCAACAACCCUGUACAGAGAAUUUCGAACUCGAAGCACGAAUCCGUGUACGAACAGCUUAUCAACGACAAGCCUCUCAUGGAGGCUCUGUCGAAGCGUGUCAAAAGAGGAUAUUACAGGUGCGCUCACUGUCCUAAGAUGUUUUCUAGCGUUCUUGAUUACGCCAAACACAUCGACGAGUUUGAGAUUCAACGCGACUACAAAUGUCCCUUCGUGUUGUGCCCUUGGAAAAUACUAGGUUUGCCAAGACGUCCCGAACUGCGCCGUCAUUGUGCCAUACAGCACAAGAUGGAAAUACCAAUGGAGCUGAAGGCCUCGCUCAAAUUGGGCGAAUCGGACUUCCCCAUAAUGGAAUGCCCUUCGCCAUACUGCGACAAAAGCUUUUUCCGCCGUGACUCGUAUGCCCGCCAUGUUGCAAUGGUUCACGAAAAGGCUGACAGUCGUUUUAACAGAAGGCUGAACAAAGUGUUAUCGGAGUGUCCCUUCGCAGUGGGCACGCAAGAGCACAUCGACUGCGUGCGUGCGGAGAUGACCAAGACCAAGAGAAGACUUAAGCCGUGA